GUGACAGCAAUAUUGAGAGAUGUUUUGGUUUGUGGUCUCGUCGUAGUCUCGUUUCGCUACGAAAUGUGAAUUUUGUGCAACACAAAGUCAAAACAUUGAAUGUAAUAACCAAGAAGUCUGCUAAAAACAAAUUUUUUGAGUGAAAAUAUUACAAAAUUACAUUUUACAAUGGCUACUACCAAAAGAAUGGUCCCGAACAUUCUGAUAACUGGGACUCCAGGAGUCGGUAAAUCUACUCUAUCACGUUUGCUGGCGGAGAGAACAAAGUUUACUUGGCGAGAAGUGUCCAAGCUUGCGGAGGAAUACAGUUGUUUAGACGAAUAUGAUCCAGAAUAUCAGUGCCCGUUUUUAAAUGAAGACAAGUUGCUGGACAUCAUGGAGGGUAUGAUGGCUAAGGGUGGCAAUAUUGUGGACUACCAUGGAUGUGACUUCUUCCCAGAGAGGUGGUUUGAUGGUGUUUUUGUUGUUAGGACCAACAACACAGCACUCUUUGACAGACUUACAGCCAGAGGAUACACAGGAAAAAAACUAGAAGAUAACAUUCAAUGUGAAAUAUUUGAAACACUGUUAGAAGAGGCACAGUCGUCAUACAAGCCAGAAAUAGUGGUAGAACUACAGAAUGACACAGAAGACCAGCUACAGAAGAAUGUUGAAACAAUCACAGAGUGGAUAGAAAGAUGGAGAGAAGAAAACAUAUAGAUUUUAUUUAAACCUUUUUUAUGUAUUUCCUGUAAAUAUUAUAUUAUGUACCUUUUUGGGUACUCUUGUCUUGUUGGCAGAACAAUAAAAUGUGGCCUGUGAUAUUGUCCAGGUAAAGCCUUAA
Messenger RNA from Spodoptera litura, 823 nucleotides. RefSeq names its product adenylate kinase isoenzyme 6 (gene Ak6). Gene Ontology annotation, cellular component: cytoplasm; nucleus. The record is from RefSeq and is a predicted model, not a curated record. NCBI's taxonomy places the organism in Eukaryota, Metazoa, Arthropoda, Insecta, Lepidoptera, Noctuidae. Gene Ontology annotation, molecular function: AMP kinase activity; ATP hydrolysis activity; ATP binding.